AUGAUAGUUGAAAAAGAAACAGUAGUCGUCAAAGAUAUAGUAAAAGAACAUGACGACCUGACUAAAAGUAAUACUUCCGAGACUGCUACAGAGGAGAAUGAAGCUGUAACAGAGGUGAACACUGAACAAAACCCUCUAACAGAAAAUGAGCAACAGGCGAAUGAAGAAAAUGUUACUGCCGAUAUAGAGAACGACGAAGACGAGGAAGCAGAAAAUCAAAGCAAUGAAGCAACUGCACCUACACCAAUUGCCUUACAACAGACAGAGCCACCAUCAAUUCCAGUCUCGAAAUUCUUCCCUAAUAAAAUCUAUCCAGAAGGUGAAAUAUGCGAAUAUAAAAACGAGGUUACGAACGAAGAAAAGCGACAUUUGGAUAGAAUGCAUUUUGAUGAUUAUAAUGAGAUUCGUCGUGCCGCAGAAGUGCAUAGACAAGUUCGUAAAUAUGCACAGAAAGUCGUAAAACCCGGCAUGACAAUGAUUGAAAUAUGUGAAACUAUCGAAAAUGGAACACGUAACCUAAUAGAAGAGAAUGGGCUGCUAGCAGUUUGCUACACUCUGUGGUCAGCCGAAUAUAUUUAUUUGUAUUCAAUGGUUGAUAACAAUUUUUAUGCAAACGAGAUUAUUCUCCUAGUUACUCACCGUCAACUUUUUCAACAUAAUUUGAUUGGUGUUGGAUUCCCCACUGGAGUCUCGUUGAAUCAUUGUGCCGCUCAUUAUACUCCGAACUCGGGAGAUAAGACGGUACUUCAAUACGACGAUAUUUGUAAAAUCGACUUUGGCACUCAUAUAAAUGGUCGAAUUGUCGAUUGUGCGUUCACACUCGCUUUUAAUCCUGUUUACGAUCCUCUUAAAGCAGCAGUCAAAGACGCAACAAAUACUGGCAUCCGAGAAGCUGGAAUUGAUGUACGGCUAUGCGACAUUGGUGCUGCCAUUCAAGAAGUUAUGGAAAGCUAUGAAGUAGAGAUUAACAAAAAAACUUAUCCAGUAAAGUCUAUUCGUAAUCUGAAUGGACACUCGAUACUUCCGUACCAAAUCCACGGUGGUAAAUCUGUGCCUAUCGAAGGUGAAUAUUUCGCUAUUGAAACAUUUGGGAGUACUGGAAAAGGUUUCGUUCAUGAAGAUGGUGAAUGCAGUCACUAUGCCAAAAAACACGACGUCGGUCAUGUUCCUCUAAGAGUUGCUAAGGCGAAAUCACUGCUAAACACAAUUAAUAAAGCAUUCGGAACACUGCCGUUCUGUCGUCGUUAUUUGGAUCGAAUAGGCGAAACUAAAUACACGCUCGCACUAAAAAAUCUAGUUGACGCGGGAAUAGUGGAAGCUUAUCCGCCCUUGGUAGAUAUUAAAGGCUCGUAUACUGCUCAAUAUGAACACACUAUUGUUCUGAGACCUACUUGUAAAGAAGUGGUUAGUCGAGGUGACGACUUUUAA
Molecule: messenger RNA, 1428 nt
Organism: Ambispora gerdemannii
Lineage: Eukaryota; Fungi; Glomeromycota; Glomeromycetes; Archaeosporales; Ambisporaceae
Source: the annotation of a GenBank genome assembly